AUGAGGUACGGCCACAUCGCGCCUCGCACGGACGUCGGCAAGCUGGCGACGGUGGCGUACGCGCUGCUGGGCGUGCCACUCACGCUGCUGUGUCUGACCUGCUCGGGUCAGCUGAUGGCCAACGCCCUUCGGCGGACCUACAGUGGCGACUCGGGCGUCUGCUCGGUUUCCACGCACCGCCGCGCCGUGCCGACCGCACUGACGCCGGCCGAGGAUCCAGAGAAGUCGGCAGCCACGUGCCCGGACGGCCCUGUGCCCGUGCUGCUCGUACUCGCGCUGCUGGUGGGCUACGUCGGCACCGGCGCCGUCGUCUUCAGCUGGUGGGAGGGCUGGCGUUUCGUGGAUGGCGUGUUCUUCUGCUUCCUCACCCUGUCGACGGUGGGGUUUGGGGACAUGACGCCGGGCGCAGGUGACCUGACAAUGAGCGCUACGGGCGCCGUGGGCGUGGGCGCCUGGACGCUGCGCGAGGAGCCUCGGCUGGUCUUCUGCUGCCUGUACCUGGUGCUGGGCCUAGCUGUGAUCGCCAUGAGCUUCGGCCUGGUGCAGGACCAGCUGGUGGCCCGCUGCCGCCAGCUGGGCACAUGUGUGCCCGGCCUGAGCGAUAGCCAAGACAUCAGCCACAGAUGA
Molecule: messenger RNA, 627 nt
Organism: Pollicipes pollicipes
Lineage: Eukaryota; Metazoa; Arthropoda; Thecostraca; Pollicipedomorpha; Pollicipedidae
Product: potassium channel subfamily K member 15-like
Exons: 3
Coding region: 1-627 (208 amino acids)
Biological process (GO): potassium ion transmembrane transport; stabilization of membrane potential
Cellular component (GO): plasma membrane
Molecular function (GO): outward rectifier potassium channel activity; potassium ion leak channel activity
Source: RefSeq, a predicted model, not a curated record